UUGGUGAAGAAAGGUGAACUUUCAACCGAAAUUGUACGAAUCUGGCACAUGUAUGUUUCAAUAUUUACUGAUGUGGUAUUUUCUUUCCCUGUGGUACCUGAAGCCCCAGCGGAUGUCAAAUUGGUCACAAAAGGCUCAAAGACGGUAGAUAUAUCCUGGAUGGCUGGUUUUAAAAGAAACAGUACCAUUCAGAACUACACAGUGGAGAUAGGAAUAGAUAAGGAGAACUUUAGCGAUGUUGGUUGUCAAGGAACGCUCUCAAAUGGUUCCUGUGUACUGUCCAACUCCUCCACAAGUGCUUCUCUCACAGGGCUUUUUCCUUUUACAAAGUACUUUAUCAGAGUGUUUGCAACAAAUGCAGUUGGCAGCAGCAAAAGCAGUUCUGUUGUGAAUGUUACUACAGAUGAAGAAGGUACUUUCAGGUUCAUUGUUUCCCUAUUGGUAAUGACACAGACUAAAUAAUGAAAAGCUCAAACUGUCAGUAAAGGGGGUGUAUCUCGAUCGUUGUUUUAGGGGACUUAUUUUUAUUCUUUUGGCUGGAAAUUAAAUUUUGUCCAAAAGUAAUCACUUCCACGCGAUAUUUUGUGAAUGUUACUGGAAAUGAACAUCACCCACUGGAAUAUUGCUUUAAACACUCUUGCCUCUCCUUCUCAGUCACUUUGUUCUGAUAUACCUGUGAUAAACCUUUGAUAUACCUUUAAACGGCCGUGUAGCUAGGUAACAUUUUUCAACAUCGAAGAUUGCAUGACAACAUUGCAUUAUGGUGUUGCCUUUAGAACCCAGUAGCUCGCCACAAAGUGUUCAAGCUAGCUCCAAAAAUUCCACAAGUGUCUCUGUAAGCUGGGCAGCGGUCGGUAAGGACCAUCGUAAUGGAAUCAUCAAAGGAUACAAAGUAAUUUAUCAAGCGUUACCGGAUGGGAAAAACGCUAUAAGGUUCAUCAACAUCAGCAAUAAGCAUCAAGAAAAAGAGCAAGACAUAACUUUGGGCGAUCUCGUCAAGUUUACCAAAUACAGCGUCAGGGUGUUAGCAUUCACUGUUGUCGGAGAAGGACCACUGAGUAAAGUCAAAAUUGUUCAAACACAACAGGACAGUAAGUUACACUCCAGUAGACACUUUAGGCUUUCCCAUAAAAUGACAUUUCCAGUAAACAGUCUAAAUUUCACGAAAUAUUCCUGCCCCAAUAAAAAAAAUUCACUUGAGCCAAUACUAUUGUUAAUAAAUUUUCCAAGCACUUCGCACAUGCUUUGACGUUUUCUACCAAUCAAAUUCGCCUUAAUCGACUUCACCCAAUCACGUGUCAUUUCCUUAUAUACAUCUGUAUUUUAUCACGUAUUCCACACGCAGGGGGCAAAGUCCAGAUAAAAGACAGCUCCCCCACCUCCCCCAACGUUGUAAUGCCCACGUCAAAGCCUUUGAGAGAUGAUUAUUUCUUCUUCGUUCAAUGUAUUCCCACCUAUUCGAAAAACGUAGAACGCGAUAUAACUUUGGCUAAGGUCUCCUGGAGAUAAAAUAGAGUUUGCUUUCCGCAUCAAAAAAACGCUCCUACCGAAGCCCCAAUUAUGAGGGCCUACUCGCAAGAGAGCGAAGUCUUAUUUGCAACCGAUGCUUGAUCUCGUCACGCUACGCGGGAAAAAGCGCGUCGCGUGACGAGACCAAACAAGGGCUGCGAAAGAGACUACAGAAAGCGUGACACCAAAUCUAGUUCAUUUCUGCUUAAAAUUGUACAGACAUCAGUAACAACAGACAACAGAAUACUUGUGUCUGAGUUUAUUUCAUUUAAAUUGGAAGGGUCUUUUUUUCUCUCUAUCGAAGGUGUUUUGGAAACUUUAAUUUCUUUUACAAAAAUGAAAAAAAUCAGUUAUUCAAAUUUCGCCAUUUUAACUUAUCCAUCCCAAGAAAAAAAACUUUUCCAUGCGUGGCAUGCCUUUGUUUAUAUAAAGACAGGGAAAUGUUUGCACGUGAUUAAAACUUGUAUUUGAACGAAUAUAUUAAAUUAUAUCAAAGGAAUGUUAUAGAGUGGUAAUCGAUCCUGGUGUCGUGCAAUUUCUUUCCGAAACCAUCCGUUUGAUUUCAAAUCGAACUCACGCUGCGCACAAGUUCAAUUUUGAAAUCACGCAUAUGACUCAGACCGAAUUGCAUUCCAUUCGCUUACCAUUACCAUCAGGGGUACAUUCUUUAUUUCUUUUAAAAAUUACACCUGAAAUAAUUUAAUUUCGCUCCUUAAACUUUCCUUUCAGAACCUUCUGCUGCUCCUUUAAAUGUGAGAGGACAUAACACCAGCUCAACCAGCAUCUUAGUAGUGUAUGGUGAUGUUCCAGCUUUUGAUCAGAAUGGUAUCAUCACAAAUUACACCAUUACUUACCGUUCACUAACAGAGGGUCACAAUGGGAGUGCUAUAGCUGGCCCCAAUGACCGUCAAAAGGAAUUAACAAAUCUUAGAGAGUACGUCGAUUACAACAUCACAGUACUUGCGUCGACUUCGAAAGGAGAUGGACCACAAAGUAGCCCUAUUCUUGUCAGUACAGACGAGGAUAGUAAGUACUGUUCUUUUCCAAAUCGCUUGUCUAUGAUAAACGUUUAGCCUUAUGUAAGGUAAUCCGGAUUCCGGAAUCCAGGAAAUUUUUGCAUGUGGAAUCCGGAUUCCGGAAUCCAGGAAAUUUUUGCAUGUGGAAUCCGGAAUACUAGGCAUUGGAAUCCAGAAUCCAGCUUUUGGAAUCCAGAAUCUCGCUAAAGAAUGAAUCCAGAAUCCAUUCGCUGAAAAUCUAUUUCAAAUUGCAUAAAUGGCUUUCACGCGCACGCAUCCAUGCAGACCACGCAAACCGUGCAAACCAUGCAGACCGCGCUUUGUUCGCCGGAGAAUUUCGCGAUUUUGUUUUGCCUCGUAAAAUUUCGUCAUGUGGUGUCCAAAACUUGGAAACAGUUCAUACGUUACCCAAAGAAGAAAAAGGUGUACACACCUGAAUCAUGUGCAAAUCACAGUUAAAAAAAAAAACAACAAAAAGGUGCACAGCCUGCUCGGUCUGCAACCGCUGUACAGUGCAGUUCAUUCACUUUGUCGAUGGGUAUGUAAAUUUAGAGGGACUAAAGAGAUUGUCUACAUAACAACAGCGUCCAAAUCCCACAGGAUUUACUUGGAUUCCAACAUAGCGACGGUUCACACAUUAAAAACCUUUAGAAUCGUUGCUCUGGAGAAUGUGACUUGACUUGGCUGGCCUUAUAAAGAAAGGAAAAAGGAAGUAUAGAAAAGAGAAUCUGUUAUUCUUGAAAAAUUACCGUGUAAAUGCAGAUCUUUCGCGAUUUUGCAAAGAUUUUAGUAAAGUUGAGUUGGUUGAACACCUUUUUAUGCGCAAACUCAUAAUGACGAACAUCAUCGCCAAUUACAUAUAGGAAAACAAGCUUUUCUUAGUCAUAGUCUGCUAUUUAUUUACGACAUACACAGGGUGUUAUUAAAAUUAUAUCUCAGUUUAAAUUUCUCGUCAAUACUCUGGUUUUUGAUUAAAAGGAAAGUUAAAAAAGUAAUAUAGCUGAUAGGGAAAUAUUUUCGAGCUGUUUUGUUGACAGUUCUCCAUGAAGUCAAUUUUUAAUUAUAAAAAUUGGCCACCUUUUUCUAGCCGGAACCAUGUUAUUCUGUGCUAAAACAAUUAAUUUAUAAAUUAAAAACGAUAAGCAAUGAUUUGAUCUAUUAGUUCUUUUGAUACCUCUAAAUCACUUGAAGAACUUCGAGGAACCUGAAUGAAAGAAAUAUGGUGGACCUCUUCAGAGUUGCUAAAAAGAAUCAAUAAACAUUGGACUUAAGAGACGAACAGUCUCAAUAGAUAUUCCUAGAAGAAAAAUUUAUCCCUUAAUUUGCUGUAAUAUAUUUAUUUUAAUUAUCAAAUAUUGUUAUGGAAAUAUGAAUAGACAAACAUGCAUUCUCAUAACAUGUCCUUCAAUAACGAUAUCCACCAUUGAAGUCAUUCUUAGAAAACGAAAUGCAAAAAAUUAGAAGCAAACGAGAAACUAAAAUCUGGAAUCUUUUGUGUUUUGGAAUCCGGAAUCUGCACAGGUAGAAUCCGUAAUCCAGCACCUGGAAUCCGGAAUCCACAGCAUGGAAUCCAGAAUCUAAUACUGUCCUGGAUUACCUUACAUGGGGCGAAAUGUUUUAUACCCAACAUCAGUAUGCAUAUUAUCCUUACUGUUCCUCAUACGUAUACAAAAGUGCUGACAAGGAGAAGUUGUUGCAAAAUCAAGAGCCUCUCUGGCUGGAGAUCGUUUUCUUUAUUCUUGUGACUUCAUUGUUUGAUUCAGGGGUGAAACUGUAAUGAAAAAUCAGAUGCUAGUCACUCGUAUGGGUUAAAGAGUUUAGGCUGAUCAUCACGUUCACCCUUCGGUUGUUUGCUUUUAAAAAUGAAAAUAAUUUAAAGUGUGGUCUAUAAAACUGCACCCUAAAGGAAAUUCUAAGCGUGACUGAUGACCCAGAGAAAUUCUGGGUCUUUUGGUGGCCCUUUACCUAAGUCUAAAUUAACAAAAUGAAAAUCCUGUCAAGUUCACGCUCAAAAAAAAAAAAAAAAAAAAAAAGAAAUUCUCAUUAAAAAUGUUUCUCCCUCUCUCUCUCUUAAAUAAACCAUCUCGCUUUCAAAUGGUCAAACUACAGUAAUAAAAUGAAUAACAAAGAAGCCAUUGCGUGGAGAAAAAUGGACAAAUAUUAUUUCCUACAGUUGUUGAAUAAUGGCAGGGAGAGGUUUGCACUUAUUAAAAACUUAUAAAGUGGUAAUUGAUCUUGGUAUUCAAUUUCGUUCCGAAAUCAUCGUUUUGAGAACGUUCAAUUUUUGAAUCACAGGUAUCAUUGAGUCCAAGUUGCAUUCGGCUUACUUCAGUUACCAAUAUUAAUUGAUCAAUUAACAGUCAGGAGUGCACUCUUCUCCGAGUCCUGUAAUGGUUUUACUACAAGUCAUUUGUUUUAAAAAUUACCACGGAAUUUAUUUGAGGCCCGUUUCCUGAACUUUCCUUUCAGAACCUUCUACUGCUCCUUUAAAUGUGAGAGGACAUAACACCAGCUCAACCAGCAUCUUAGUAGUGUAUGGUGAUGUUCCAGCUUUUGAUCAGAAUGGCAUCAUCACGAGUUACACCAUUACUUACCAGUCACUAACAGAGGGUAACAAUGGGAGUGCUAUAGCUGGCCCCAAUGACCGUCAAAAGGAAUUAACAAAUCUUAGAGAGUACGUCGAUUACGAAAUCACAGUACUUGCGUCGACUUCGAAAGGAGAUGGACCACAAAGUAGCCCUAUUUUUGUUAGUACAGACGAGGAUAGUAAGUACUGUUAUUUUCCAAAUCUCUAGUCUGUGAUAAAUGGUUUACAUCCAACAUCAGUAUGCAUAUUCUCCAUACUGUUCCCUUUACAUAUGCAAAGGUGCUGACAAGGAGAACUUGUUGACCAAUCAACAGCCUCUUUAACUGGAGAUCGUUUUCUUUAUUGUUGUGACUUUAUUGUUUGAUUCAGGGGUGAAAUUGUAAGGAAAAUUAGAUGAUAGUCACUCUUAGGGGUUAAAUGUCUAGACUGAUGUUUACGUUGCUUUUAAAGAUGAAACUAAUUUAAAGUGUGCUCUACAAAACUGCAUCUCAAAGGAAAAUCUAACCGUCACUGAUGACCCGGAGAAAUUCUGCGUCUUUUGGAAACUCUUUACCUCAGUCUAAGGUAGCAAAAUAUAAAUUCUUUUAAGUUCACACUCAAAAUAAAGGAAAGAUUCAAUUCUCAUUGAAUUUUUUCCCUCUUUUCCUCUCUCCCUUAAAUAAACCAUCUCGCUCUCAAAUGGUGAAAUGAUUAAACUGCAGUAAAAUGAAUUACAAAGAUUCCAUUGCGUGGAAAAAAACAAAGACAAAUGUUAUUUCCUACGGUUGUUGAAUAAUGCCAGGGAGAGGUUUGCACUUAUAAAAAACUUGUGUUUGAGUGGUUGAUUUUAUGAUCUCAAAAGGGAUUUAAUAAAGUGGUAAUUGAUCUUGGUGUUCAAUUUAGUCCAGAAAUCAUUCUUAAAAUUUCAAUGCGGACUGGUAUUUUGAGUCCAUUCAAUUUUGAAAUCACGCGUAUGUUUGAGACCAAAUUGCAUUCAGCUUAUUUCAAAACUUUCCUUUUAGAACCUACUGCUGCUCCUUUAGAUGUGAGAGGACAUAACACCAGCUCAACCAGCAUCUUAGUAGAGUGGGAUGAUGUUCCAGCUUUUGAUCAAAAUGGUAUCAUCACAAAUUACACCAUUACGUACCGGUCACUAACAGAGGGUCACAAUGGGAGUGCUAUAGCUGGCCCCAGUGACCUUCAAAAGGAAUUAACAGAUCUUAAAGAGUACGUCGAUUACGACAUCACAGUAUUUGCGUCGACUUCGAAAGGAGAUGGACCACAAAGUAGCCCUAUUAGUGUUAGUACAGACGAGGAUAGUAAGUACUGCUCUUUUCCAAAUCUCUUGUCUGUGAUAAAUGGUUUACAUCCAAAAUCAGUAUGCAUAUUCUCGAUACUGUUCCCUUUACAUAUGCAAAGGUGCUGACAAGGAGAACUUGUCGAUCGUUUCCUCUAUUCUUUUGACUUAAUUGUUUGAUUCAGGGGUGAAACUGUAAGGAGAAAUUAGAUGCUAGUCACUCUUAGAGGUUUAAGGGUUUAGACUAAUGUUUACGUUCACCCUCCAGCUGAUUGCUUUUAAAGAUGAAAAUAAUUCGAAGUGUGCUUUAAAAAAUUGCACCUCAAAGGAAAUUUAACUGUCACUGAUGGCUUGGGAAAAUUCCAUGUCUUUUGAAAGCUCUUUAUCUCAGUCUAAAUUAAAAAAAUGAAAGUCCUGUUACGUUCACAUUAAAAAAAAUGAUUCUCAUCUAAUUUUUUUUACCUCCCCCUCUUCCUUAAAUAAACCAUCUCGCUUUCAAAUGGUGAAAUGGUCAAACUGCAAUAAAAUUAAUCACAAAGCCAUUGUGUGGAGAAAAAUACGGACAAGUAUUAUUUCCUACAGUCGUUGAAUGAUGGUAGGGAGAGGUUUGGACUUAUUAUAAACUAAUAAAGCGGUAAUGCAUCUUGGUGUUCAAUUUUAUUCCGAAAUCAUCGUUUUCAGUACGUUCAAUUUUGAAAUCACGGGUACGAUUGACACCAAAUUGCAUUCAGCUCACUUCAGUUACCAUUAUUAAUUGACCAAUUAACAGUCAGGAGUACACUCUUAUCCGAGUCCUGUAAUGAUUUUAUCACAAGUCAUUUGUUUAAAAAAUUACCUCUGAAAUAAUUUAAGGCCUGUUUCUUGAACUUUCCUUUUAGAACCUGCUGCUGCUCCUUUAGAUGUGAGAGGACAUAACACCAGCUCAACCAGCAUCUUAGUAGAGUGGGAUGAUGUUCCAGCUUUUGAUCAAAAUGGUAUCAUCACGAAUUACACCAUUACUUACCGGUCACUAACAGAGGGUCACAAUGGGAGUGCUAUAGCUGGCCCCUAUGAUCGUCCAAAGGAAUUAACAGGUCUUAGAGAGUACGUCGAUUACGACAUCACAGUGCUCGCGUCGACUUCGAAAGGAGGUGGACCACAAAGUAGCCCUAUCCUUGUUAGUACAGACCAAGAUGGUAAGUACUGUUCCUGGACAACCUCUCCUGUCCACGUUUAAGACUGCUGUUAGUGUUUACCCUCCAGUUAUAGCUGGAAGGUAUUGUAAUUUAAUUUCUUAGCUGUCUCUCUCGGGCUAAGACCCACCUUUGACUAGGACGAACGUUAUUUUUUUUAGCAUCCACAAAUUUUUUUUCAGAUUUCGUCAGUUCUAAUCCGUGUCAAUCCUCGCCAUCUGUUAUUAUCUUUGUUUUUCUCUCCGGUUUUUUCUUAUCCUCUGAUGUUUUUUAAAGUAAAAUAUCUCUUUCAAAGCAUCCGAGAAUUUGCUUUACGAAUUUAACUCCAAGACUCAGCAAAUGGCCUUUCAUUAUCUUACCGUGACACCGCCAACAUGGUGAAGAUAUGAAAUAAUGAUUUUCAUGCCACCGAUUUACAGAACCCAGUGCUGCCCCUCUUAACUUACGUUCAAUUAAUGCGACUUCAACAAGCAUUCUUGUCAUGUGGGAUGAAGUUUUGCCUGAUGAACAGAAUGGUAUCAUUAUUCGUUACAACGUCAGCUAUCAGGCGAUACCAGAAGCUGGAUCUGCUGGGCCUAUUUAUACGAUUAUAGUAAAGGCUCCCACAAGGCAGGUCUACCUGACCGUCCUAACAAAGGACAUGUAUUACAACAUCAAUGUGUUGGCCUCCACAAUCAAGGGCGACGGGAUUUACAGCAGCCCAAAGACGUUCAGAACAAAAGAAGACAGUAAGUCCGUAUUUUUCAAUUACGUAACCUUUGAAAAUUAACUCACGCGAUAUUGAUUUCUCUAACCAAUUGUAAGAUGCGACAACAUCAUAAGGAUCGGGUUGGGUCCGCUUCCGAGUAGAACGGUUUUCGUAUGGAUACAUUAAGAUACUGGUUAAAUCCAGCGGGAGAUGUACAAUUGAGGCGUACUAUUUCACGCAUUUCACUUGAUUAAAAUCAAUUGUUGAAUAUGACACAAGUCAAUAUGAUAGCAAGUGGGAUUUACCUCCGAGUAGUCACAGAGACAAAAUUCGAGUCAAAGAGUUUAAUUUUUGACCAUUAUACCGUAUAUUGACAGAAAUAACCUAAAAGUUUUGUUCGUAUGUCGGAGAUAGUGUUGAACAUCUAUCGCUACUUCCAUAUUUCUCUGUCUUUACAUAGGGCCCAGUGCACCUCCUCAGAAUGUAAUAGGUUAUAACACCAGCUCGACCAGCAUUAGAGUUACAUGGAAUGAGGUGCCGGAAGACAAAAAACACGGUGAUAUCGAAUACUAUACUAUAUUGUACAAAAAGAUGACAGAUAUCAGUUAUGAGUCAGUACCAAUUACACCAAUGUCUAGAAGGUUUAUUGAGCUAAAGGGACUUAAUAUGUACACAUUUUACGACAUCAAGGUCUCAGCUGCUACACAUGUAGGGAGUGGACCAGCAAGUGAUCCUAUCAAGGUCCGUACAGACCAGGAUGGUAAGUAAAAGAAGACUUUCGAUAAAUACCUCAGCGGCUAAAACUCUGGAAAAAAAGAGCAGAAGAUUCUGAUUUAUGACAUAAUUUUAUGUGCGGAUUUGGCUUUGGUAUAGUUACCAUACAAAUUGUCAUUUGGGGACAGGAAAUACGGUUAAGUGUGUUUACUUGCUUUUCUGCAAUAACCGUUGGUGGAAGUGUCUGGUAGAAGUAUGCCAAAAGAGCUCCAUGCUCUAAACAUUGUGAGGUGUCAUGACCUCAAAUGACAAUCAUGGUUUAGUUAUCAUUUGUGAGGUGUUUCACAGUCGGUACGAAGUCUGAAGGAUAUGUGGAAUUUGACUUUUGCUUCGUGGUUUAAAAGGAGACACAGGGGUGUUAAAAGAUUUUUCGUUAUUCAAACCCAGCUGAGAUUAUUAAAAUAGAUUUUGAGGAGGGGCAGUAAAUUCCUCAACUUCCUCCUUCUAUGAUCAGUAUGAAAAGUCAUCCCCAAUUUUCAGUGAUGCUAAACAGUAACGAAGUGCAGCAACUAUGCGAAGAUCGAUCUGCUUUCCAAGUUCUGCUUUCGCUAUGUAGCCAGUGUUAAUAAAAGUCCCCCUUUCUCCUGUUAAGGAAUCAAUUUAUCUCUCAUUAGCCUUAAAGCUUUUCCAGUUGUAACUCAUAACAGAUGCGAGAAAAAAAAAUGAUAAUAAGUAAAUGUCCUGUCUUUUUUUUACAGUGCCUUCUACGGCUCCUACAUUAGUGUCUGUACAAACACUGAACAGCACUAGCAUACAAGUUAAAUGGUUGGCAGUUCCUGAAGAAUCCACACACGGAAUUCCAACCAGAUACACCAUUUAUUACGCAUACUCCGAUGGGAAGGUGGAUACUAAGGUUGUAACACCUGUUAAGGAUCCCAUCACUUAUCAAGAAGUUGUGUUUGGUCUUAAGGAAUCUACUGUGUAUUCAUUCCAAGUUUCGCUUUCAACUGCAAAAGGGGAAGGUCCCCUAAGU
Messenger RNA from Pocillopora meandrina, 9995 nucleotides. NCBI's taxonomy places the organism in Eukaryota, Metazoa, Cnidaria, Anthozoa, Scleractinia, Pocilloporidae. The record is from the annotation of a GenBank genome assembly.